This is a messenger RNA of Penicillium malachiteum, 2232 nucleotides long. RefSeq names its product putative pentafunctional AROM polypeptide. The record is from RefSeq and is a predicted model, not a curated record. NCBI's taxonomy places the organism in Eukaryota, Fungi, Ascomycota, Eurotiomycetes, Eurotiales, Aspergillaceae. Gene Ontology annotation, biological process: shikimate metabolic process; chorismate biosynthetic process. The coding region runs from base 1 to 2232 and encodes 743 amino acids. Gene Ontology annotation, molecular function: shikimate 3-dehydrogenase (NADP+) activity; 3-dehydroquinate dehydratase activity. The transcript has 2 exons.
AUGCAACUAUCCACUCGUCAUGAAGCUUUCCGCUUCCGCCGACAGUAUACUGCAGACGCGACAGUGUUACUGGUAGGAUUCUUCGCAGCUGGCAAGAAGACACUGGGAAUUAUUGCCUCAGUAGCCUUGCGCCGAAGAUUCAUUGAAUUUGACUCGUUCUUUCAAAGAGAAAUCCACGCCUCGCCGCAGGAGUUCAUCGCGCGUCAUGGAUUGGCGCGAUACCGUGAAGUGGAGCUUGAAAUCUCGCAAAAUAUUUUGACGAAAUACGACAAAGGAUGUGUGAUUGUUGGUCUAGGCGGAUCCGCUAGUCCUUCAUUGCAGAAGCUCUUGAGUGAGUUUGCGCAGAGUCAUCCAGUCGUUUACGUACGAAGGGAUGAGGCAGAACUCCGACAUGCUAUCUCUGUGAGCCCGGAAAAGUUUGAACGCCUCUACGAAGUUGGAAAUGCGUUCUUCGAGUCAUGUUCCAAUUUUGACUUUUUUAAUCAUACUCAACACCGGACUGACCGGGCAUUACCGACUUAUUUGAAACUCAAGGAGACUGAACGCGUGUUUGUGACCUUUUUACGACGCAUAUUUGAAAAAUGUCAUCGUGAGAUGUUUUCUGUUGAUCCAUUUUCUACGUCACAUACAUAUGCGUUGCAGGUGCCAUUGGUCUGGCUAGAUGAUACAACCCAGGAUCUGGAGACGCUUGAGACUGGUGCCGAUGCUAUUACGGUGGUGAUCAGUCCUGAGGAUAUGGGAUCAACUCGAGUUCAAGAUCGGCUUUUACGGCAUAUUGCAACUCUGAGGAUGGGCUGCCGAGCUCCAGUCAUCAUUGAUGUGGCCGAUUCACAGGGUGUACCCCCUGAUGGAUAUCCCUGGCUAUUGGAAUUGAUUCUCCGCCUAGCCCCUGACGCCCUUAUGUGCUCUUUGGAACACGCGGAAGAUUUGAUGACGAAAUUGAACUUUUCCAAGGGCAGCACGAAGGUCAUUGGGACUGUCCACGAACCGCUGCCAGUUGGGUCUAUAGGUAGAUCUAUGGAUCCUGCGGCUCUUCUUCAGCAAGUCAAUCGAUUGAAAUUCGAUGCGCUACGUGUCACUGGCGAAUCUACUUCACCGAACGAUCAUCUUGAGACACUAUCAUUCAUACGCGACAUGCAAGCCAUUUCGGAUCUACCAAUUAUUGCAUACAACACGAGAUCACUAGGCCGUGCGUCUGUCUGCUUAAAUCCAACUCUUUCACCCGUCACAUUACCAAGCUCUACUGGCGUUACAUUAUCGGAGGCACAGCGAGCACUCUCCGCAUGCUUUCUUCUCCCGAGUAAGAGAUACCAUAUUUUUGGCCAAGGGGUCAAGCACACCUUAUCGCCAGCCAUGCAUAAUAUGUGUUAUUCGACAAGCGGCUUACCCCACACAUACCAUGUUUUCACCUCACAGAAGAUCACCGAAGUCGAACAACUCUUGGCCGACGAAUCGCAAGGUGGAAUUACCAUCUCACUCCCCUUCAAGUCAGCAAUCAUACCCUACCUAGAUGAGGUCAGCCCCGAUGCCCGGGAUAUGAAUGCGGUGAACACAGUAGUCCUGGAACACAAGCACCAAUCCAAUGGCGACAUCACCAUCAUCCGCAAGGGCUUCAAUACCGAUUACAUCGGGAUUAAAGAUUGUAUUUACAAAUUUCUAUCUCCAGCUAAUGCUGUACGAGACGGCACAUCAGCGCUGAUCAUCGGUGCUGGCGGCAUGGCCCACGCGGCAGUUUAUGCAUGUUAUGAACUCGGUGUGAAACAUAUGUGCAUCUACAAUCGCACACCUGAGAAUGGUCAGAAACUCGUUGAUUACUACCAUCAAUGGGCGCAGUCCCGAGGUACUAAUUUGCAUUUGGAUGUUCUUCGCUCUGCUGAGGAUCCUUGGCCGGAGGGUGUCCGUCUCCCCACGAUAGUCGUUGCGUGUAUCCCCCCGUAUAAGAUUGGAGGGGCGGAUGACGGGCCGGUUGUGUUCAAGAUUUCCGAAAAGUGGCUGGAAAGUCGAACUGGGGGUGUAUUUGUGGAGGUCGCAUAUGGUCCAUUCAGAACUCCAUUGAUGGGGCAGAUAAAUUCAAGGUCCUCGAAGGGAUGGGUAAUGGUUGAUGGGCUGAAAGUACUCCUCGAACAAGGUAUUGCGCAGUAUGAACUAUUUACGAAGCGACCAGCACCGGUGCAUGUAAUGCGACGUGCAAUUCAGGAACAGAGUAUAAAAUAUGGGUAUAUCCAUGAAUAG